AUGGGCGGUGGCAACGGGCAGAAGUCUGCGACUAAGCGCGAGCGAAAUAACGCCAAGAAAAUGAAGGAAGCGAAGCAAAAAAACCACGCUGAGUCAAAAGCAAAGAUGGAGGCUGAUAAGAAUGGCGUGAAAUGUAAAAUCUGCAUGACUACAUUUCUCAUUACUGCCAGUAGAUCGCAGCUAAACGACCACUUUGAAAGCAAACAUUCGUCUAAGGGUCUUACUAUCGAGCAGUGUUUUCCCGAUAAGUUCAUUUUCUUAUCAAAACCGAUAUUUAAUACAUUUUUUUUAGUAAAGUACUAUUACCGCAGUAGACAGAUGUUUCCAUGGAAUUACACAGCUGAUUGUGCGUACUCCUUACCAAACGUCUUAUUUUCUAAAUUACUUAAAUUGUACAAAAGUUUCAUGGGUGGUGGCAACGGUCAGAAGUCAGCGGCGAAGCGCGAUCGUAAUAAUGCGAAAAAGAUGAAAGAGGCAAAGAAUAAAAAUCAUGCCGAGUCAAAAGCCAAGAUGGAAGCAGAUCGAAAUGGAAUUAAAUGCAAAAUCUGCAUGACUACGUUUCUCAUCACUGCUAAUAAAACUCAGCUAAAUGAUCACUAUCAAAGCAAGCAUGCGUCAAAAGGCUUUAGCUUGGAGCAGUGUUUUCCAGAGAACACGUAG
Plasmopara halstedii is the source of this 660-nucleotide messenger RNA. Its product is annotated as Zinc finger protein 706. The record is from RefSeq and is a predicted model, not a curated record. The transcript has 4 exons. Bases 1 to 660 code for a protein of 219 amino acids. Lineage: Eukaryota; Oomycota; Peronosporomycetes; Peronosporales; Peronosporaceae.